UCUCCACCUUUCCUUCUUUUUCAAAUACUCCCUCCAUAAAAGUCUUGUAUUCUGACCCUCAAUCAAAGUUCUGCAACUCCACAUUCCUCUCCUUCAAACCCAAAAGCUGACAAAGUAAAUAGCAUGGUUGAAAUUCCUUCCUCAACACCUUUUUAUAUUCAAACCUUGUAACCAAAACCAUCAAACCAUUCAAAAAAGCACUUUAAAUUCAUUCUAAGUCCACAUACUUUGCUUUUGGGGUCUUUAUUCCCAAACAAGACCACUUGGGUUUCUUCCAACUGAGAAAAAAAGAAACGAAGAGAUGAAGAAUUUUUGUGGAGAUUGCCUCAGAUGGGUCUGAUUUUCUAUAGAAGAUAUUCAUAUGGGCAGUCUGUUUCUGGGAAAUCUUCAAUUGGGUCCGUUUCUUUAUUGAGGAUCAGCUAUUUCCAGAACUAGAGUUCCAAUAGAAAGGAGAGAAUUGAGUGAUUUUUCAUGUUGCAUGAAAAGCAAUUUUGGAAGAUUGGAUUUCUUGAAUAUAUUGUAUAAAGAAGUGGUUUGAUCACUGUAGUGGACUUGGAUUCCUGAAUUCAGCAUUGCAACAGCAUAAAAGGUGGGGUUUGGAGUAAUUGGAGUUGGGUUUUCCUUGUUUUCUCAUAUAUUGGCAAAUGCCAUCAUCCCAGGGUCUUGUAUUUCUCAUGAUUCCAGCAAGUUUUGCUGUUCUUGUUCUUCUUCCAUUUGUGGGCUCAUCUCAUGAACCAGCAAAACUAGUCAACAGUCACAGGAACCACCAUCAAAACAAUCACAAGCUGAGCCCUCAACUCUCAUUCCAAGUUACACUCCAUGGCUUUCUCCUUUGGGCUUCAAUGGGAUUUCUAAUGCCUGUUGGUAUACUUAUCAUUAGGAUGUCCAAUAGAGAGGAAUGUGGGAAAAGAGUCAAGGUUCUCUUCUACCUCCAUGUUAUUUUACAGAUUGCUUCAGUUCUUCUUACCACUGCUGGGGCAGUUAUGUCAAUCAAGAACUUCGAGAAUUCCUUCAGCAAUACUCAUCAAAGGAUAGGAUUGGCCCUCUAUGCUCUGAUGUGGUUGCAACCCUUGAUUGGGUUUUGCAGACCCCAAAGAGGGGUCAGAGGAAGGAGCAUAUGGUACUUUGUGCAUUGGAUACUUGGAACUGGAGUUUGUUUACUGGGAAUCAUCAAUAUAUACACUGGCUUACAAGCCUAUCGCACAAAGACCUCAAGAAGUACAAAGCUGUGGAGUUGUCUUUUCUCAGCUGAGGUCUCUCUCAUUGCAUUCCUCUACUUGUUCCAAGACAGAUGGGAGUAUAUGCAAAAGCAAGGAGUGAUUUUGGGUGGAGAACCAAUCACGCCAACUGAUCAGAUUACUUCGCCAAAACACACCCAAAAGCAGUUGGCAAUAACUUGUUGAAAGAGCAAUGUCUAGAUGUUUUUAAUUCAACUUACAUGGGGUUUUCUACCUUCCUUUUCCUUAUUCCUUUUUGGGUUUUUUCUAUGGAGAUAAGAUGUAGAGUUGUAUGGGAUUCCUGGGAGGAUUGAUGCAAGAUAAUGUAAUGGGAAAUGAUAUAUACACCCUAUGUUUUCUUUUAAUGCAUACAACCUGUUUCUACUUGUGGUAAUAGAAUGGUAUCUGGGUAGUGCUAAUCUAAUAUCAAAAGUGGAAAGAUAGGGGUGUGUGUAUCAAAAGAGAGGGUGUAGAUAUCAGUUCCCUUGUGCUAAAGAAGUAUUGAGAUUGGUUUUGGAUUUUGAGAUGUUAAUAAUGCUAAGCAUCUGUCUUAAUAUAUAAUGAGAUUGGCUUUUUCUA
Molecule: messenger RNA, 1796 nt
Organism: Magnolia sinica
Lineage: Eukaryota; Viridiplantae; Streptophyta; Magnoliopsida; Magnoliales; Magnoliaceae
Product: cytochrome b561 domain-containing protein At4g18260-like
Exons: 4
Coding region: 645-1403 (252 amino acids)
Molecular function (GO): transmembrane monodehydroascorbate reductase activity
Source: RefSeq, a predicted model, not a curated record